GAUGCGGGCCGGGAGAUCGUCUGGAUGCGCAAUUUGCUCACUGAACUUGGCUACUCCCUAUCUGAGGCAUCGAUUCUCCGUGUCGAUAACCAGUCGGCUGUUGCAGUUAGCAAGAAUCCAGAGCACCAUGGGCGGAUGAAGCAUCUCGAUCUUCGAUUCUUUUGGCUCAGGGACCAGGUAGAGGCUGGUGUGAUUGCGCCAGCCUACGUUCCUACUGUGGACAACGCUGCAGACAUCCUGACGAAGGCUGUUCCACCUGAGAAGGUGAAGAUUUGCUGCGGCCUGAUGGGACUAGAGGAUCUGCCGCAUUAG
This is a messenger RNA of Heterobasidion irregulare TC 32-1, 312 nucleotides long. RefSeq lists its product as uncharacterized. The transcript has a single exon. NCBI's taxonomy places the organism in Eukaryota, Fungi, Basidiomycota, Agaricomycetes, Russulales, Bondarzewiaceae. The record is from RefSeq and is a predicted model, not a curated record. The annotation marks the transcript as partial.